This is a messenger RNA of Penicilliopsis zonata CBS 506.65, 1173 nucleotides long. RefSeq lists its product as hypothetical. The coding region runs from base 211 to 1020 and encodes 269 amino acids. NCBI's taxonomy places the organism in Eukaryota, Fungi, Ascomycota, Eurotiomycetes, Eurotiales, Aspergillaceae. The record is from RefSeq and is a predicted model, not a curated record. The transcript has 2 exons.
AGGCAGAGAAUGAAUCAGAAUCAGUAAUCAAGCGGGACUUGAGAUGAUUGAAAUAGAAGCAAGACGGAAGUUUCGAAUAAAUUGCACGUCAUCGACAAAAACUUUCCCUCACCACGGUUACUACCAUUUCUUUCAUUCCAACUCCCCAUUCCCAUUAACCACCACCAUUCUAUUACUGUACACUACUAUCACGACAAUUGUCUCUACAAAAUGCUUUUCCCUUCGAAUCCAGCCGAGGUGAUGGUGAUCCGGUCCGUGACACCAGACAUCAUCACGAUGAGCCUCCCGUUUGCGCGCUUCGGGCUGAUCAAGUUCGGCGGGCGGGGGACAUUAGUUCGAAUGAAGUCCGGCUCGUUGGCCGUCUUCUCCCCCGUCGGACUAACGACGCAGGUACGCGAGACGGUGGAUUCGAUGGGCGGACGAGUCAAGUACAUCGCCGCGCCGGACAUGGAGCACCAUUUACUCGUGGGGGCGUGGAAGAAGGCGUACCCUGACGCCGAGAUUAUUGCGCCAGAGGGAUUAUGGGAGAAGAGACAGGGGAGGGAGGAAUUCAAGGAAGAAGCACCCUUUAAGCAUGUGUUCCGGAAAGAAAGCUACAACGAUCCCCACCAGACUGUGAAAGUGGACGAGGAGUUCGACGCCGAGUUCGAGACAGAAUACGUGUAUGGCCAUGGGUCGCGCGAACUGGUCUUCCUGCAUAAACCUUCGCGGACGGUCAUCGAGGCAGACCUGCUCUUCAACCUGCCGGCGUGGGAGCAGUACUCGCGGACGAGCGAGGGGGCACGCGCGGGGCUCUGGACCCGGCUGAUGACGCCGUUGAUGUCGACGCAGGGGGCGGCGGUCUGGCAGCAGCGGUUUGCCUGGUACAUCCUCUCCAAGGCCGACAGGGGCGCCUUCACGCGCUCGAUGCGGCGGAUCGAAACCUGGGACUUUGACCGGUUGGUUCCCUGUCAUGGUGAUGUUAUCGAGACAGGGGCAAAGGCGGUCUUCCGGAAGGUGUUUGCAUGGUUUCUGGAGUGACGUAUAGUUCUGUGUACCUAGGAAUUAGUAUAAUUAAUAGUGCUAUUCAACAUCUAUCAAUUAUUGAUAGUCGACGUCAUUGUUGGGUUCGAAGUCGCCCAAAUGUCAUGUGGUGGUGACGUCAUGUAUAUAAACUGUAUCAUGAUUCGAUUC